Pyricularia grisea is the source of this 4682-nucleotide messenger RNA. RefSeq lists its product as uncharacterized. The record is from RefSeq and is a predicted model, not a curated record. Gene Ontology annotation, cellular component: membrane; nuclear envelope; intracellular membrane-bounded organelle. The transcript is spliced from 3 exons. Bases 618 to 4472 code for a protein of 1284 amino acids. NCBI's taxonomy places the organism in Eukaryota, Fungi, Ascomycota, Sordariomycetes, Magnaporthales, Pyriculariaceae. Gene Ontology annotation, biological process: exocytosis; maintenance of cell polarity; endocytosis. Gene Ontology annotation, molecular function: protein binding; sterol binding.
CGACAUUUCAGAAUCAAGGGUCGGUAGGUCGGCAAUAAAGAGAUGGUGUGGUGCAAACGUCAUUUGAUGCAGACAGAGCAGUAACUUCGUAGCUUCCCCCUCCAAAUUUCUAUCCCGCCACGAGACAAACACUUGGGCUUCGAGGUCAACACCACCCUCUCCCAAACAACAACUCACUACCUAUUGAACUAAAAUCCCCGAUCAAUUCAUGUUAUCCGUGUCUGUCAAUCGGAAUUUGCGACACCUCAUCUCAUCUUCCUUAGACAUCGUCGUCUACCUGCACUACGUACGAGCCACUCAUCUGUUACCCCGCCCCACAUCUUAAAGUUUGGCCGGGCGGAAGCUUUCAGCCUUUCAGGCACAGUGAGGGGCUUUUUAAACCAGCUUUAGCUCAGAGCAGUUGCUUGCUAGUGUUUGUCAUUGGGGAAGGGAAGCUGGGCUCAGUCUUGCUUGAUCCAGUUACAUCACAUACAAAUUACAACAACCACGCCAGGGCAACUGAAUAGCUCAAGCAGUAGCUAGGUUGCAGCCAGGCAGUUGCCUUUGAAAUUGGGGGGAGAAAAAAAAAAACGAAGCACCUUCGAAUCGGCGACUGACCAGAAAACUAACUCUCGACAAUGUCGGAAGCGGGCGAUAGCUCACACAAACGAUCAAAAUCCAGGUCGUCCGCUGCCCUUUCGAUACUUCGUCGAAAAGAUCGGAAAAGCGGCGACGAGGACGACGGCAUCUCCGACGACGGCUCCUCCCAGGGCCAAACCCAUCGCUCACGAAACUCUAUCAGUCUCGCGCCACCUCUGACCUCUAGUCUUUCGCACACCUCUACAACAAUGUCGCAGCAACCCUCGGCCGCUCCCCUCUCCUCCAGAGGACACACCAGAGUCUCCUCGACCAGUAUUCCAUCCUACCAACAAGGCCCAUCAUCUGCAUCCAAGUCCAAUAUGACCCUGGUCGAUAAGGCUGCCUCCCUCGAGCAAUCCGUACGAAAGUUUCGCGUGGUCGAGGCCUUGCGCAACGGCGACUCGGCAUCAAUUUCCAAGGCCAUCAGGGAGUCUGCAGACGGCGGCCGGCGCGCAAGCAGCGUGUCCUUGACGGGUGGGAGUGGGUUAAUACUCGACGACACUACGGUUCUGCACCUCGCCAUUCAGUGCGCGGAACUCACUGUCGUCGAAUACGUUCUCUCUGACGGCGCUGGCUACAUUGACAUCAACUCGCGCGACAAGGAUGGAAAUACCCCACUUCACAUCGCAGCCCAGCAGGGCCGCACGCAAAUUGUGCGAAUGUUGCUCGAACGAGAGGGCAUCAACGAUUCCAUCGCGAACUCCCAGGGUCGUCUCCCGAUCGAUCUGGCCCGCAACCCUGAUAUCUUCCAGCAGCUGCAACUGUCACGGUCCAUCUUUGCAGAUGAAAAGGUCAAAGAGGUGCAGCAGCUAAUCGCUGCCAGCGACUACAAAAAGUUGGAGGAGCUCCUCGAAGAGCCCCGGGUCAAGAUGGUCCUCGACAUUAAUGGCACCGAAUUCGUCUCUGAUCCGAUUACGUCGCAAUCGGGCGGGACCCUGCUCCAUGAGGCUGCUAGGCGCAAGAACAACAAGCUCAUCCAGGUCCUGCUGCUGCAUGGCGCCGACCCCUUCCGCAGAGACCGCAAGGGCAAGCUGCCUCAGGAUGUGACCAAGGACGACGUGACCAGGGCCAUGCUCAAGAAGUCACCCGCUGCAGUUGCAGCCCAGCGGGGUAUCCAGGAGAAGACAGUUCUCGGUCAGGCCGCGUCCCAAGGCGUAGCGUCGGCAUCCCCCGGGGACCCGUUGGCAGGUCGUGAGGCCAGAGAGAUGAAGGGAUACCUGAAGAAGUGGACAAAUUACCGCAAGGGCUAUCAGUUGCGCUGGUUCGUACUCGAAGACGGGGUGUUGAGCUAUUACAAGCACCAGGACGAUGCCGGUUCUGCAUGCCGUGGCGCCAUUAAUAUGCGCAUCGCUAGACUGCACAUGAGUCCGGACGAGAAGACCAAGUUCGAGAUUAUUGGAAAGUCAUCUGUCAAGUACACCCUAAAGGCCAAUCAUGAAGUUGAGGCCAAGCGAUGGUUUUGGGCCCUGAACAACUCUAUCCAAUUUUCCAAAGAUCAACAAAAGGAAGAGGACCGUCAGAAGGCUCGCGAUGCUGAGCUACUCGCUCAGGCCAAGGCGGGACACAACCACAGCGGAUCGAUCGCCGGGGAUGUUUCUGAGGCUGCCAGUGUGGCCGAGUCGAAAUCAAGGGCAAGCCUCCAGAUUAACAGGAUGCACUCAACCGUUUCGCACCGGCCCAGUGAGAUGGGUGCCAGCACUGGUGGUAGCGAGGCUGGAGAUGCCCCUGUGAACGACGGGGGAUAUGAAAACGAAGGCGGGAAAGGUACUGGUACAGCGCCAACCAUGUAUGAUGACCCUGACGAUGAUGACGACGAAGAUAACAACUCGAGCGGGGCCGGUGGACAGCCUCCAGUGACCAAGGAUGCGUUUAACAUCACGGCGCAAUCUGCCCGCCUGCAGUUGGAGACUCUUGCUUCAGUCAACGCGGCCAUGAUUGCCGAGUCUGGCAAGCAGCCAAGCCUUUCCCUGUCAGACCCACAGGUGACGCAGGCGUUGCAGACUUACGAUGCAGCCGUUCGAUCGCUGACUGGGCUGGUCGGUGAUCUGUUACGCAUCUCGCGCGAUAGGGACGCAUACUGGCAGCACAGGCUGGACCGAGAGUCAGACAUGCGACGUAUGUGGGAAGAGAGCAUGGCACAGGUUGCCCAGGAGCAGGAGGAGCUCAAGGCGAGGGUAGGAGAGGCUGAGGAGAAGAAGAAGGCUGCAAAGAGGAUCCUUAAGGAGGUUAUUGCUUCCGGCGGUCUCGAGGAGCAGACCGCCGCAGGGUUGGGCAUCGACUCUUCACCGGCGCUAAUUCAGUCUGAGGCUGUCGAGGCAGAGGCAAAUGAUACACCUAAGCCGGCAGCUGAUGCCGCUUUUACUCGGACAAAGUCGCCCGUUCUUAGUGUUCAGCGACGACAGACGGCACUCGCUCAGGUCGCUGACAUGUCAGACUCGGAAACGGAAGACGAGGAUGAGUUCUUUGACGCCAUCGAUGCUGGCGAAGUUGAGGUUGAUGCCGCUAUGCCGCAGUUUGAGACUUCGCCUGCUCAGGAAACCAACCAAAUAGUGGUCUCUUCUGGUGUCGAUAUCAGCAGCUCAUUCAAGGGUUAUGAGAACGGGAUACGAACGAGGCUCAAGAUUGAUACUGAUGACAGGCCAAAGAUCUCACUCUGGGGAAUCCUCAAAUCAAUGAUUGGCAAGGAUAUGACCAAGAUGACUCUGCCCGUCACCUUCAACGAACCUACGUCGCUAUUAUAUCGGUGUGGUGAAGAUAUGGAGUAUGCAGACCUGCUGGAUCUUGCCGCUGAGCGAUCCGACUCUAUCGAGCGUUUGGUUUAUGUGGCGGCAUUUGCAGCGUCCGAGUACGCUUCGACAAUCGACCGAGUAGCCAAACCGUUCAACCCGCUUCUAGGCGAGACGUUUGAGUACGUCCGGCCAGACAAGAACUACCGUUUCUUCAUCGAGCAGGUCAGCCACCACCCGCCGAUAGGUGCUGCAUGGGCUGAGAGCCCGAACUGGACUUACUGGGGCGAAUCUGCGGUCAAGUCCAAGUUCUAUGGCCGGUCAUUCGAUAUCAACCCGCUCGGAACUUGGUUCCUGAAGUUGCGGCCCAAAUCGGGCGGAAAAGAAGACCUGUACACUUGGAAGAAGGUUACCAGCAGUGUGAUUGGCAUCAUCACCGGUAACCCAGUAGUGGACAAUUACGGGCUUAUGGAGAUCAAGAACUGGACUACAGGCGAGAUUUGCUACCUGGACUUCAAACAACGAGGCUGGAAAGCGUCAUCUGCGUACCUUAUCAGCGGCAAGAUUGUUGACGCUGACGGACGGGUUCGGGUCAGCUUGGGUGGACGAUGGAACUCGCGCCUGUACGCGCGACUGACACCGGGGUACGAGGCGACAGUUGAGGAGCCGAAGAACGCCGAAACGGCCGGAGUGCACCGUGGUAGCAUGACGGACACAAAUAAGGCCUUUGUGGUGUGGCAGGCGAACCCGCGGCCCAAGGGCAUACCGUUCAACCUGACGCCAUUCGUCAUGACGUUUAACCACAUCGACGACAAGUUGGAGCCUUGGCUGGCGCCGACCGACUCACGACGCCGUCCAGACCAGCGGGCAAUGGAAGAGGGGCGUUACGACGACGCGGGAGAGGAGAAGAACAGGCUCGAGGAGGCACAGCGGGCGCGCAGGCGCAAGCGUGAGGAAAAUGGCGAGGAAUUCGCGCCCAAGUGGUUCGAGAAGGCAAAGUGCGAAAUCACCGGCGAAGAAUACUGGCGUUUCAACGGCGGGUACUGGGAGGCGAGGGAGCGGGUGGCAACUGAGGGUAAGAAGGCGUGGGAGGGUUGCGAGCCGAUUUACGAAGAUGCUUCUUCCUAAUGGGUUGCGCUCGAAAGAAGUUUGCGGGUCAGGCUGUCUGGUGUGUCUUUUUGUGUAGAGGCUUUUAUCUUUUUGUUGGUGGGAGAUGUGUAUACACAGACUCUUUCUCGAUAAUAUCGUCUUUUUGUAUCCCUUAUCGCCAGUGUUGGCAUAUUAUAUUAUACAACGGGGACCUGUACGCGGAAGUCUUGUCUAUGUUUAAAACUAGAA